CUUUAUCUUUUUGACUUCGUAGGCUUGGAUAUCAUCGCUAACAAAGUUUUAACAGUACAUACCUUUGAUGGCCUCCCUCAUUCGCAACGCCAAGUCUGGUAACGAUUGGACCAGCAAUGAACUCCUAGCGUACAACAUCACGGUCGAUUACCAGGAUGCUGCCACCUUUUUCGAAAUAGAAAACCUUCCCCAGCCCACCGCCAAUCCGGAUAUCCUCACGGCUUCAGGGCCUAACGACGCAGUUGACGACAGCGUUUACGAGCUCCUGCGCACCAUGGACCUCGCUAUGUCUCCUGCUCCAGCAGAGGAAUCUGCUGUUGAUGACUAUGCAGUACUGCUGUUACGUGCACUGGGCUACACGAAGAGAGGAAGGGUUCUGAGGACGAGGAAGGACAUCCCUCUCGUCAUUUGUGCCGAAAAUAGGCACGUCAAAACCGAUGUGUGCAUCAUUGACGAUAAUCAAAUCUUGCUCCUUGUACAAGAAGACAAGCGACACUUGGACAGUUCAGAUGCCGAACCGCAGCUCAUUGCUGAGGCCAUCGCCGCUUUCGCUGCAAAUAAUCUGACUCGCCAACGAACCUUCGGACAACGCCCCAUUUAUUCCAAAGUCAUGGCCGGGAUCGUUAUGAAUGGCACCGCACCAACUUUUUACAAAAUUGAGAUUACAGCCGCACUCGUAACUGCCGUUGCUGGAGGUGUUUACCCAGAAGCGCGAACCACUGUCUAUGCACACAUUCCUAAUAUCCCAAGACCUAACCGCCGUUGGAGUGAAGGCAUGAGGCCGUUGGAUAAUAGGGCUAUUAUUAUAUCUUGCUAUGAAGCUUUCAAAAAAUUUGUAAAUUAGAGGGAUCCCAGUCUUGAUAGUGAGAAGAUUCAACAGACGAAGUGUAGGAUUGAAUGUGACAUUGCCGAGUUCCUACUGUUUUUUUAUUUGCAUUGUACUACAUACUGCACAAAGUUCUUUGUGAGCUUGAGCGUCAUCAG
This is a messenger RNA of Suillus paluster, 984 nucleotides long. RefSeq lists its product as uncharacterized. Lineage: Eukaryota; Fungi; Basidiomycota; Agaricomycetes; Boletales; Suillaceae. The transcript has 2 exons. Bases 68 to 844 code for a protein of 258 amino acids. The record is from RefSeq and is a predicted model, not a curated record.